AUGGUAGAAACAGUGCGAAUGUCCUACCCUUUUAUACUUGCUAAAAGUCCAGCGUCUUUCCGUUUCUCAAUAAUUCGGUCACGUUGAACUGGCCUAUACACAUGUCCCCUAACCCGUCAACAAUCACAUCAUUUAGCUUGGCUUCAAUCCGAGAGACACAUCUCUCUCGUCUGCUCUCGGUGACUCCGGAACUCAAAACUCUACGAUGGGUGUUCAACUACAGCGAAGAAGCCAAACAUGCGCCAAAUACAUCCCUGGUUGAACUUGAUAAGGUUGGGACCUCUCUAUUUCACGUUCGCAAUACGUUAACAGAGUUGACUAUUUCCACGCAAUGUGACAGUUGGAGGUACCUUUACCCUCCACUUCUGAACACAAAGGGAUCUUUAAAUGCUCUCGUUGGUUUCUGUCAACUAGAAAGGCUUGAGAUCCCAUUGCAGUUCUUGGCAGCUAGUUUCAUACCGGCCACCGCGGUCCAGCUCAAAGACGUGGCUCCUAGGCAUAUUCAGUCCUUGAUUAUCGCCGCCGACAACUUAGAAGAGCAAGAAGAGAAUGAAUAAGAUGAUACGGCGCUUUACAACAUCAUCGCACUAUGACUGGAAGACUGGAGUGCCCUUAAACCUGAUCUGCGCACUAUUUCGCUUUUGUUAGAGCUAACGGAUGCGGACUGGCCCCGGUAUGAGACACGCACUUACAUAAUUGUGGGAUUAAUGCGGAUUCGAGGCUAGGACCAUCAAGAUAUUGAAGGAUAUAUAAUUGAAACCUUUAUACGGAGCU
Messenger RNA from Eremomyces bilateralis CBS 781.70, 774 nucleotides. RefSeq lists its product as uncharacterized. The coding region runs from base 102 to 557 and encodes 151 amino acids. NCBI's taxonomy places the organism in Eukaryota, Fungi, Ascomycota, Dothideomycetes, Eremomycetales, Eremomycetaceae. The record is from RefSeq and is a predicted model, not a curated record. The transcript has a single exon.